AUGGUUGCCGAGACUUGUACUACAACGGAUACUGGGUCUGGAGGUCAUACGGGGACGUUUGACACGCCGAAGUCUACUUCGAGUCGUAGUUUGAGUAAUAUGUUUGGUUAUGAGGAGGAUGGGGGGAUUAUAAGCCGGUUUGCUAUUAUCCAAAGGAUAAAGGAGAACCGUGGGUUGUUCGAGGGUGAUGUGCAAUGGUGCAGUAAUCUUCUUCUUGACAACUGGAAGGAGAGCAGACUUCGCAUUACAGAGCGUGGAAUGAUGGCUCGAGACGAUGUGCCUGUGAGCUCGGGGUCUACUGGCUCCCGGUUACUACAUAGUGCUAGCUCAAAGUUGUCGCAUAAAGUGAACGAAACUGUACAGCAGGUGCCGCUAAUCAAGCACCUUCAGUCUUGUUCUUUACGGUUAAUGAGCAAUGCAGGCGGGUCGCAUCCGAUUCUAGAGGUUGGGACUUACCACAGCAAGGUCUACAUCAAGUUGACUGAUCAGAAUACAUUUCUAGAUAUAUUUUCGGCUCUGCUAUUCUGGAAGUCGUUACAGACAGCAGGGGUAUUCAACAAGUUUUCAGUUGUGUCACCAAUAUUUCCUAGCUCUUCGGAGCCUACGAACCUCCUAGUUUGCCAGUUCAAUAUUUUUGGGCCUUUGCCAAAGAAUAAGAAUGUGGUACAACUCACAAAUUUGAAGAGGCCACCUACGUUGGAGGGCACUUUACCCACUCCGGAUGAAGGUUGGUUUUCUGCUAUGGGUGUUUUAAAGUCGGAUGGUGAGCUAGACCUUUUGCUCCAGAGCGAUGGAUCGCUGUUACAUUCAAUUGAUAUCAAGAAACUACUAAGAUCUGAAAUUCAGGUAUUAGACUCUUCUAUUUUGCAAAACGAUAACUUUAUGUUUAUCGGGAUGUUACCUGAGUUGAGGAGGCAGCUAGGAGUUUCUAGCAACGACAAUAUGUUUGUAUCUAAAAUGCGCCCAGGGACCACGCCUAGACUCUAUUUGCAAUUUCCACUGCGAAUAGAUUUAGAGGAUUGGUUUGUUGCGUUGCAUUCAUUUGCAAUGCUGGAGGUUUUGUCGUUGAUUGGUACUGAUAAGUCUAAUGAGUUAAAGGUAUCGAAUAGGUUUAAGAUUACAAUCUUGGAAGCUGAUCUACGGUUAUUGGAGGGGAAACGUUCAAACCACAACAUUACAUCUAAUGGCGUAAUGACGAACGAGGGUGAGGAUAGCCCAGGUGUACCGCGGUCUUUCUAUGCUACAAUUUCUGUUUGGAACCACCAGCUGGCAAGAACUCCAGUUGUCAGCGGCACCUACACUCCAUUUUGGAGAGAGGAGCUCGACUUUAACUUCUCUGUACGCACGGAUAGUGUUCGAAUAGGUGUUAGAGAAAUUGUUGGUAGUAAAGGAGAGUAUUCAGAGGAUGAUGUGCUUUUGGGAUACAUUGAAAUAUCGCAGGAUAUGAUCAAUGACUGCGAACUGAAUAAGGAAACACGUUUACCAGUUUUUGCUGUCGAUAAUAAGGGCUUUCAAUUGGGAACUAUUUGUAUCAAGUUAGCUUCAUGCUUGAAUUUUGUUUUGCCAUCCCUAAACUUUCAUAAAUUUGAGUCCAUAUUGGAAGAGAUUGACUUGCAUGUCAUGACACAUUAUGUCUAUAAUAAAAUCAUGGUUGAAAACCUUAAACUUGAUGGUAUUACUACGGUAUUCUUGGAUAUUUUCCAAGCUAUUGGCCGUGAAGAUGAAUGGUUCCAGGCUUUAAUUGAAAGAGAGUUGAUAACAUUUGAUCAAUCCGUUCUGAAUAAUUCCCAAAACGCAGUUUCCUCAAAUCACAUUUAUAACUCAUUGUUUCGUGGUAAUUCUGUGUUGUCCAAGUCAAUCGAAAAGUAUUUUAACCGCAUAGGGAAGGAAUAUUUGGAGAAGGCAUUGGGUCCAAUCAUCAGAGGUAUUAUUUCAGAGGGGGAGUCGUGUGAGAUGGAUCCAAGUAAAAUCUGUGAACUAGACGAGUACAAGAAGCUAACCGUGCUUGAAGCUAACCAUGCCAGACUACGCAAGUGGGCAGAAAGUAUCUGGUCUACCAUUUACAAGACAUCGAAUAACUUACCCAAAGGCAUCAUAGACCAGCUUACUUUAUUUAGAAAUAAGCUGGAAAUCGUCUGCGGCAAUGUUAAUUUAAAAAUGGUUUUAAAUUCCAUAUCAGCCUUUUUGUUUCUGAGAUUCUUUUGUCCUGUGAUAUUGAAUCCAAAAUUGUUUCAUAUAGUUAAAGAACACCCUAAUGAGCAACAGAGGCGAGUUUUGACGUUGAUUUCAAAGGUUGUUAUGAAUUUGUCAACGUUAACUACUUUUGGCUCUAAGGAACCAUGGAUGAACAGUAUGAACGAAUUCAUUGAAAAACAUAGGGAAGAACUAUUGGCCUACGCAGACAAAGUCACUCAACGGAAACUUGAUUUUAAUCAUAAGAUCUUGAAACUAAGUGACUCAGUAGCGAGACCAAAGCUAGAAAUGAACAAGGAAAUUAUAAAAGACCUUGCAACCAAUCCCUACUUAAUUGAGCGAUACCUAAGAGAGACAGAGUUGGUAAACGCGCUUAUUAAGUACAGGGAGACUUUGACAAGUGCUAUGAAGCCAGAUUCCAGUGAUAGCAGUAAACAUGAUAUCCCUAAACCUUCACAGCUUCUUUCAAGUGGUUCGGAUACAGGUUUAGCUGCAACGAGCAUUGGUGAAUUGGAGUUUGAAAAGAUUACGGAAAAUAAUGUUGAAGUCUUUGGUCAUGAUAUGCUCAAGUAUCUUGAAAGCGAUGAGGGUCCCAAAAAGAGGCCUAGCUCAAGAAUGCAGAAUUCGAAGGAAAGUAUUGAUUUGGCUGCGCAAUUGGAACAGGAAGCAGCUUUGUUAUUCCACAGGAUUAGACAUCUGAUAAGUCUAUUGUCUGAUUAUGAAUAUCCUAGCGAUAUAAUUUUAGGAAAGGCUGAAUAUGCAGCAUUUUUGGUAGAGAGCGCUUACUACGAUCCUCAAAGACGUAUAUUGCUUGACUUUGAUAAUAUGUUUGCAAAAAAAGAUGGGUUAACGAAAUUAUUCCAGGAUUCACGCAGUGCAGGUAUCUUCUUCUCUCCAGUCACAGCAUCGGAUGCAGCCACUCCUACUACGAGAACAGGCGAUUCAAGCGCCCAUAUAGACGACAAUCAAGAAGUUAAACUGGCUAAAAUGAAAUUAACAAAUUCAAUCCCUACAACUAGCAAGAGGUUCACAAAGUUGUUUAGGAAAAUUGGUUUCUAG
Molecule: messenger RNA, 3252 nt
Organism: Eremothecium sinecaudum
Lineage: Eukaryota; Fungi; Ascomycota; Saccharomycetes; Saccharomycetales; Saccharomycetaceae
Gene: BUD2
Product: GTPase-activating protein BUD2
Exons: 1
Coding region: 1-3252 (1083 amino acids)
Biological process (GO): regulation of GTPase activity
Source: RefSeq, a predicted model, not a curated record